This is a messenger RNA of Nezara viridula (southern green stink bug), 188 nucleotides long. The record is from the annotation of a GenBank genome assembly. NCBI's taxonomy places the organism in Eukaryota, Metazoa, Arthropoda, Insecta, Hemiptera, Pentatomidae.
AUGCUAUGUGAAUUAUUCACAUGUACCAACAAGGCUAUAAUAUUUUUAUUUAAUUUUGUUGGAACAAUUUUAUUGAACGCAGUUAUUUUUAUGUUUUAAGGAAACAAUAUGUCAGUAUGAAAUGUAUCAUUAUCAAUUAUGAACGUAACGGCAGUAAUCAAUUUUAUCUGAAAAGAAAAUAUAUAUAA